This is a messenger RNA of Lolium rigidum, 1316 nucleotides long. RefSeq names its product uridylate kinase-like. The record is from RefSeq and is a predicted model, not a curated record. The coding region runs from base 1 to 1062 and encodes 353 amino acids. Gene Ontology annotation, molecular function: UMP kinase activity. The transcript has 7 exons. NCBI's taxonomy places the organism in Eukaryota, Viridiplantae, Streptophyta, Magnoliopsida, Poales, Poaceae. Gene Ontology annotation, biological process: UDP biosynthetic process. Gene Ontology annotation, cellular component: cytoplasm.
AUGCCAGCCGCCGGCGCCGUCGCUGGCGUCACUCCAUCCUCCCUCCUCCGCCUCCCCUCGUCCCCGGCUCCCAGCUCCCCGGCCGCCUCGUCGGCGAGGCCCCGGCGCCGCGCGCCGCACCCCCUCCUCUCCCUCGCCACCACGCCCUCGCGCGCCUCCUUCGCCGCCGCCGCCGCGCCGGCUUCCGACAACGGCUCCGCCUCCAGUUACGGGAAUCAAACGCCACUGAUGCCGCCGUUCAGCGGACUUAUGCUCGACGAAGGUUCUAGGUCUAAGAAGCCGUAUAAAUGGCAGCGGGUUCUACUCAAGGUAAGCGGGGAAGCGCUUGCUGGAGAUCACACGGAAAACAUUGACCCGAAGGUUACAAUGGCAAUUGCAAGAGAGGUUGCUUCAGUCACCAAACUAGGUGUAGAGGUUGCUAUUGUUGUUGGUGGAGGCAAUAUCUUCCGUGGGGCUUCUUGGGCUGGAUGCAGCGGUCUUGACCGUUCCUCUGCGGAUUACAUUGGUAUGAUGGCAACUGUGAUGAAUGCUAUAUUUCUUCAAGCAACAAUGGAGAGCAUUGGGAUACCGACACGUGUCCAGACUGCAUUCCGUAUUUCAGAAGUGGCAGAACCAUACAUACGCCGAAGAGCAAUCAGGCAUUUAGAGAAAGGAAGAGUUGUUAUAUUUGCUGCUGGGACAGGCAACCCAUUCUUUACAACUGAUACAGCUGCUGCUCUUCGUUGUGCAGAAAUCAAUGCAGAGGUAGUACUUAAGGCAACAAAUGUUGAUGGCGUCUAUGAUGCGGAUCCUAAGCGUGAGCCAAAUGCACGCAUUCUGGAGACAGUGAGCUACAAUGAGGUGAUCUCAAGAGACCUCUCAGUAAUGGACAUGACUGCCGUUACACUAUGCCAAGAGAACAACAUUCCUGUUGUCGUGUUUAACCUGCAAAAUACCGGAAACAUUGCUAAAGCCAUCGUUGGAGAGAAAGUUGGUACCUUCAUAGGCUGCACAAGGAAUCAAGACCAGAGCGCGGAGGGUGCACUGGAUCAAGAAAAAGUUUGGUUAAGUAGUGAUGAAUGAAUCUAAGAGGUCUCUGCCUCUAGCUGGAUUUAGAAUAGAUUAGCUAUCCAAGUGGCAGUUUAGUUGUAAUUUUUGGAGAAGAGAAACAACGAUGGAUAUAAAAAUUGCUGCUGCGUGUAUGAUAGGAUCUAGGAGUAUGAAAUAAAUUUAGUUAUAUAAAGGUCUCAUGUGCCAUGUAUGGUGGUUGUACCUAAAGAAGAAUUUCUGUAGUUCCUGAUGGUAUAGUGAGCAACAGAAGAUGAUGAUUUCUAGCC